Zootermopsis nevadensis is the source of this 1933-nucleotide messenger RNA. Lineage: Eukaryota; Metazoa; Arthropoda; Insecta; Blattodea; Termopsidae. The record is from RefSeq and is a predicted model, not a curated record.
UAAAAAUUAUGGAGCUUUUUUAUUCCAGACUGUGGCAGAAGAUGGCGCUAUUCGGUGAUUCACUGCUGCUGGACGCUAUUGUCAUCGUGUCUGGUCUCCUGCUGCUAGCCCAUCUUUAUUUCCGACACAAGUUCAGUUACUGGGAAAAACGAGGUGUUCCAUUUGCACGGCCAACCACGUUGUUUGGUAACUUCAAGGAAUGUUUCUUACAAAGGGAAAGUGUGGGACAGUUUAUGCAGAGGAUGUACAAUGAAGGCGCUGGUAAACGUUUCUUCGGAAUUUACGUUUUUGGAAGACCUGCAAUUGUGUUAAGAGACCCUGAGCUGAUAAAGAUAAUUUUGGUGAAAGACUUCAACAUCUUCUACGAUCGUCUGGUGCAUUCCAACACCAAGACAGAUCCUCUGUCAAAUAACCUGUUCCUACUGAAGGGACCGGCAUGGAAGUACUUACGAUUCAAGAUGACACCACUCUUUACACCAUUUCGAGUGAAGCAGAUGUCCCCGUUAAUAUUUACUUGCGCCGAACAGCUCAGAGAAUAUUUAGAGAAUAAUGACAAAACAAAAAAGAUAAUAGAAGCGAAGGAAGUUUGUGGUAAAUUUGCCACUGACGUCAUAACCUCCUGUGCGUUUGGUAUAGGAAGUAACUGCCUCUUGGAUCCUAACGCUGAAUUCCGUGAAUUUGGAAGGAAGAUUUUUGACUUUUCCGUUUAUAGGAGUUUUGAGUUCAUGUCAACAUUUAUGUUACCGCUGGUUGUUAAGGUUAUGAAUGUCAAGUUCUUCUCAGAUGAAACAACCAAAUUCUUAAGGAAAGCGUUUUGGGAUACCAUUAAGGAAAGGGAGGAGAAGAACAUUGAGAGAGCAGAUUUCUUGCAGAUGUUGAUUCAACUAAAGAAUAACGAGAAAAAUGAAGCGAAAAGUAAAGCAGACAAGAAUGGAACCAGAAAUGACAUUGCGGACGAAAUGGAUGCUGCUAUUGAUUUCAAGGGAGACAUUCUUGUGGCACAAGCUGCAAUAUUCUUCACUGCAGGUUUUGAGGCUAAUGCUGCAGUGAUAGCCUUCAUACUCUAUGAGUUGGCAAUGCAGCCUCAUCUACAAACCAGACUGCGAGAAGAGAUUCUAGAUGCUAUGGACAAAAAUGAGGGGACGCUGACAUACGAGGCUGUUAGAGACAUGGAGUACCUCCACAUGGUGGUUUCAGAGGUACUCCGAAAAUAUCCUCCAAUGCCAAUACUAGACAGAGUCCCGAAUAGAGAUUACGUUAUCCCUGGUACCAACAUUACCAUUGAGAAGGGCACGGCAGUAUAUGUUCCCCUCUUGGGACUACACAUGGACCCAGACGUGUAUCCAGACCCAGAGCAUUUUGAUCCAGAGAGGUUCAGCGAGACGAACAGGACAACUCGCCAUCCUUUCAUGUAUUUGCCAUUUGGAGAGGGGCCUAAGAACUGCAUAGGUAGACUAUUUGGACUUAUUGCUGUGAAGCUGGGUAUAGCGAGCGUAAUAGGAAAGUUCGAAGUGUCGCCAUGUGCUGAAACGCCACGUUCUAUGCACUUAAACCCCAAAGCUAUGGUAUUGGCUGCCAAAGGAGGAAUUCCUCUAAAAUGCACCAGACUGAGUGACUGAUCACAUGUCUAUUUGCUGUUUGAUCUUUAAAAUUUACUAGAUAAUGUUGGCUGCAGAAUUUGUCUGUUUCAGUUGUAACUGUUAUAACUUUGUUUUAACUUUCUCUACAUUCAUGUGAUUUUUUUAUAAUCUGGUUGUGUAGUUUUGUUAUAUUUAUUUUGUUCUUUUAUUGUGUGCUAUCUGUAAUGGCAUUUUGGCUGCUAAUGCAGUUCAGUUUGGUUCUUUACUAUUAGUGUGCUGCAUCAACAACCAGGUCAAUUAUAAAAACAGCACAAGAGAAGAACACAAUAUCAAAGAGCUACAUGUGCAAGUUA